Xyrauchen texanus (razorback sucker) is the source of this 2332-nucleotide messenger RNA. Its product is annotated as tax1-binding protein 3-like. Gene Ontology annotation, molecular function: protein binding. Gene Ontology annotation, biological process: neurotransmitter receptor transport postsynaptic membrane to endosome; neurotransmitter receptor transport, endosome to postsynaptic membrane. Gene Ontology annotation, cellular component: adherens junction; postsynaptic membrane; postsynaptic density. The transcript is spliced from 4 exons. NCBI's taxonomy places the organism in Eukaryota, Metazoa, Chordata, Actinopteri, Cypriniformes, Catostomidae. The coding region runs from base 74 to 451 and encodes 125 amino acids. The record is from RefSeq and is a predicted model, not a curated record.
UGAUCAGUCAUCUCUUAAAUUAACGCAUAAGAUCCUGAACAGAUUCAAAUUCAAUGAUUUUUUCGUCCGGAAAAUGUCUUACAUACCCGGUCAGCCUGUCACAGCUGUUGUGCAACAAAUUGAAAUUCAAAAACUACGGGAUGGUGUUAACUUAAUAUUAGGAUUCAGCAUUGGAGGAGGAAUUGACCAAGAUUCAAGCCAGAAUCCAUUCUCUGAAGACAAGUCAGACAAGGGAAUCUAUGUCACUCGUGUGUCUAAAGGUAGUCCAGCAGAGGUGGCUGGUCUCAGAAUGGGAGACAAAAUCAUGCAGGUGAAUGGCUGGGACAUGACCAUGGUGACACAUGAUCAGGCACGAAAAAGACUCACCAAGAAGAAUGAAGACGUGGUCCGACUUCUCGUCACUAGAAAAUCUCUGGAGGAAGCAGUUAGACAGUCCACGAUGCAACACUAAUGCGAUCUAAAACUCUCUAAUUGGAGCUCAUUGAAUGUCAUUAUUGGUUAAUCAUGUUUAAAGCACUUUUUUUUUUUUUAAUUAUUAAAAACAAACAGCCUCUUGCAGCCAAGGGGUAAUGACUUAAUACUCUCAUUGUGGAUUAACAAGGACUUUUUCAUCAAUUACAUCUGUUAAAUCUUAUUUUAAUGUAUUGAAUGAGAAACAAGAAGUUACAGCUCUUUUAAUAAAGUAAAGUGUUGCAUUCCAUAAUUUGCAUUGCUAAUUUUAAUGUAUGGCAGGGGUCGGGAACCUUUUUUCACUAAGGAGCCUAUUUGUUUAUUUUUGGUUGACGCGUUUCUUUGAAAGAGCCAUUCCACAAACUAAUAAUUUACUAUUUUCAAAAACAUGUUUAUAUUGCCCAUAGACUACUCAAAAACAAACAAAUAUGCAAAAAUUAAUAGGUAACCUGUUGCAAUAUGGAUUGAUUACAUGCGUUCGUCUGGGUCUCCAUAAAAUUACUUCAAUGUACAAUUGUUCAUGAAAAAUUUUACUUAGCUUUUGGGCUGGGCGAUAUGUAAAAAAAUAUUUUAAUGAUAAUCCAUUAAAUAUCACGAUAUCCGAUUAUAUGGUCAACCCCCAAGGUCAGUGAAUAUUUUUGCUUCAAAAAUAUCAUUUGUUUAUUGAAAUAUGAAAAACUUGCGUCUUUUUAUUUAAUACAAAGAUACCUGUAUAUAUUACUGAACCUGCAGACUUGCAUUCACAAUGUGUAUGAGCAAGCUGCUUCGUGGAAAUGAAGCAAAACUCACUGCACGUCACAAGACGAUCGGAGAUCAUUCUCCUAGAUUACAUUAUUCUUCCAAACAGUUUUCCAUUGAGAAUUUAUGAUAACUCUUUACAUGCACUUGUUCCACAGACAGGGUCCUGUUGCACGCCUAUUAACAAACAGCAAAUCAGACACAAGCACUGAAGGCUUUUCUUUUGUCUGUUCUUACAAAUAUAAUAGUGUGUUUCUCCAAGCACGUCUUAUAAGUCACCUGCCUGUAGUGGGUAGAUGAGCAAAAUUACUCGAAAUUGAAAUGCAUUUGGACGAGGAGCUUGCGAACUGGAUUGAGUCUUGUCGCAUUUUGCGGGUGGUGGGUGCUAUUUCACACCCUGGGUGCACAUAAAAAUAUGAACAUUCAUAAAACGGAGCUCACUGCACACAUAUAAAAUCAGAUGCGCAUUGGCCAGAUUUUUUUCCAUCUGUUCUUCAAAAUGGAAUCCCGUUUCGUCAAACGCGCAUCUUUGUGUCUAAUUUCUUGUAAUAUAUCACUCCGAGAAGUCUUGCAGGUCACGUUCCACAGUGGCUGGUACAUCAGCAAAAUACUCCGCAUGAAAAAUCAGCAUUUGGCGGGUGUUCAUUUCAAACCUUGUUCACCAGGAGUAGGCUUUAGGACAAACUCGGGAGAAAGGAAAUCAAAACAGUGUCAUUGACUUCAAGCUUUGCAACCGCACCCACACUUUCUGUUGGAAAUGUAUCUCUAAAAAGUUUUAAACAAUCGUGUUGGUUAACAGUGAGACAGCCAGCCAGCCACUUGAUGUUUAAAAAAUUGCCACUUGUGGCUUGCGUUCCAUGGGUUCCUGACCCCUGAGCUAUGGUGUUUAAGCAUUCCUUUAUAUUACUGCGAUUGAAUUUGGUGACACAAUAUGCCAAAUAAGAAUACAUUAUUUAUAUACUUUAUAUAACCUACUCCUGAAUGUAUUGUGGACUCUAAAUUCCAUAUAACUUCCAUUUCUAAAGGGCUACAGUGAGAUCUGUGUUCACCUUAUUUUUAACAUGUACACCUUUUGUAAGUAUGCUAAGGAAGAACAAUAUUAAGCAAUGCAGGAAAACUUAUGACUGUAAGAAUACAUGAGCUG